AUGGAACAAAAUCUACCUGUUUUACCAAAGAAAGUUUGGAGCUUACUUCGUAUCUUCUACUUCAUGCUACGUAAAGGCAUAUCCAAGAAGAAGCUGUGGCUGGACCUCAACAUGAUGAUGAAACGUGCCAAGAUCCUUGGUAAAACCUUGCAGAACCUCAUGUUCCACCACCACCACCAGUGGGCGGCGUUCGCCACUAACCACCCUUCACACCACCUCUCCUUUCCUUCCCCUCCGUCGAGUGAAAGCGAGUUCAGCUGCACCGCGAGUCCUUCUAAUGAUAACCACAAUUUCUCGCUAUUUCCAGUCCACAAGAAAGAUCACCACCUUAAGAAUCAACAGGUGGAGGAUCUUGACGUGGUGGCAUUCAAUGCGGCGGUGCUCAAGGCCAUGGAGGUGAUUCGUAGUGAGACAGCUUCGCCUGCGCUGCCAGGGUUUGGGAGGAGUCCGAUGGUUAGACAACUUAGAAUAACGGACUCUCCAUUUCCACUGAACGGUGUGGAAGAGGACAACCAGGUCGACGAGGCGGCGGAGCAAUUCAUAAGCAGGUUCUACAACGACUUGCGGCGGCAGAGUAUGAAGGUGCCGUUUGGCUCGUGUUCUCCUAUGAAGUAG
Messenger RNA from Lactuca sativa (garden lettuce), 615 nucleotides. RefSeq lists its product as uncharacterized. Lineage: Eukaryota; Viridiplantae; Streptophyta; Magnoliopsida; Asterales; Asteraceae. The record is from RefSeq and is a predicted model, not a curated record.